This is a messenger RNA of Trypanosoma brucei brucei TREU927, 3189 nucleotides long. Its product is annotated as pre-mRNA splicing factor ATP-dependent RNA helicase, putative. The record is from RefSeq and is a predicted model, not a curated record. Gene Ontology annotation, molecular function: ATP binding; RNA binding. Gene Ontology annotation, cellular component: intracellular anatomical structure; catalytic step 2 spliceosome. Gene Ontology annotation, biological process: spliceosomal complex disassembly. Lineage: Eukaryota; Euglenozoa; Kinetoplastea; Trypanosomatida; Trypanosomatidae. Bases 1 to 3189 code for a protein of 1062 amino acids. The transcript has a single exon.
AUGAGCGAUGAGUUAUGUGUGCUGAGGAAAUUGCAACUCAUUUACAGCAAAAAUGAGCUGUACCACAGGCUAGAGCACGUGCUUGGUAGGCCGGAGAGUGCGGCGGAGGCAGAGGGACUUUAUGAUGACGUGGAGGGGCUUGUUUCUCUUUUCGCUGAGGCGAAUGAAAAAAAACGGGAUAGUGAUGACUUGAAGGAAGUUUCAGCAGAGGAGAGAAACAAGUCGCUGGUUGACGCGCUUGAUAGCGCUAUCAAUGGAGAUGAGAAUGAUGAGCCACCCAUACAGCUCUCGCAGUUGCAGGACCUUGCGUGCCUAAUGCGAUCACUUUUGGGUGACAUCGACUGGUCGAAAUGUCUCGCAGCUGGGGCACUCGCCAUCGUGGAGCAGGAACGGCGGGAAAUUGAAGAAACUCUCAGGCAAAAGAUUCUGCAGGAAGAGGAGGCCCGACGGGAUGCAAACGAGGGAGGCGACAGCGCCGCCGGUAGACAAAGGACUUUGCAGGACCUUUCAGUGGACCCCGCGGAGCGCAGAGCGGCGAUGAAGGUGAGAGCGGAGGAGAAAAUGCAGUUGGCGCAGUUGGUACGCACCGGGUUACUGGAUGAGUCGGAAUUACUUCAGGUUAAGACGGAUGAUGAGGAUGUGGAGCAGGUGGAGCUGAAUGAAGAAGAACCCCUGUUCUUGCGUGGGUUGGUGCGACACAAACCCAUCAACUACCGGGCGUUGUUGCCGUCCGAGCAGUUGAUGAGGGCGAGCACACCGGCACAGCGAGAAGCCAUCAUUGCACGCCGCGUCGUGCAACAAGCUUGCGCCGAAGAGAUUGAAACUAAUACCAUGAAGCGUGCUGCCUUGGCGCAGCAGCAACGUAACAAGGAGCGGCAGAUUCUUCAAGCGAAGGAGCGGCGGCAGCAGCGGUUGGCAGAGCAGGCGCGCGGUUUCUAUGAACCGAAUGAUGCUGCUGACAGAAAGGAAGAGGGAGAUGAUGAGGAGGGUAAUAACGAGGAGGAUGGAACCCACUACAAGGGCAAUACGUUCCUCGAUCGGGAAUUAUUAGAGCGCCCGGAAGAACACCUCCAUAGGGGCGGACUUGGCCGUGGUUCUCGUUCUGCGCUUCCACCGUGGAUGAAACACAGUUUCGGGGAGAAGCCCCGCUUCGGUAUGAUGGAAACCUCUGAGAGCCUUGCAGAGCAGCGUCGUUCGCUGCCCAUUUAUGCAUUUCGUGAUCGGUUCCUACAGCACGUUGAUGCACAUGCAGUAACUGUGUUGGUGGGAGAAACUGGCAGUGGCAAAACAACACAAAUUCCUCAGUAUCUUGUUGAGCACGGUUACGGUAAGAACGGUGUUGUUUGUUGCACCCAACCCCGGCGAGUGGCGGCGGAGACACUUGCAAUCCGUGUGGCCGAGGAGUACGGUUGCCGCCUCGGUGAGGAAGUCGGUUACACUGUCCGGUUUCGCGAUGUCACAUCUUCCCUCACGUGCAUAAAGUACAUGACAGACGGUAUGUUGCUGCGUGAAGCCCUUCUUGAUGACUCAUUUCAGAGGUAUAGCGUUAUCAUCCUCGAUGAGGCACACGAGCGGUCGGUCAACACUGAUUUGCUCUUUGCAAUUGUACGCAACGCAACACACAAGCGGCCAACACUAAAAGUUAUUGUCACUUCUGCCACACUUGAGAGGGAGAAAUUCUGUUCGUACUUCAACGUCCACGAUGUGUUUUUUAUCGAAGGUCGCACUUUUCCUGUUGACACGUAUUUCCUUGCGGAGCCAACGGAGGAUUACCUCGACUGUGCUCUAAAAACUGUGAUGAAGUUACAUCUUGAGGAGCCACCAGGCGAUGUCCUUGUAUUUCUUACAGGACAAGAGGAGAUUGAGUUUGGUGGUGACCGUCUCUUCCGCUGGAUGGAGCGGCUUCGGGGCCUCAGUGACCUCCCGGUGCCGGACAUGCUCAUCCUCCCCUUAACUGCGACACUGCCACAAGAUGUGCAGUCACGCGUUUUCGAGCCGACGCCGCCACAUUGCAGGAAGGUCGUGCUCGCCACAAAUGUCGCAGAAACUUCCAUUACAAUUAGUAACCUUUCUUACGUGGUGGACAGCGGGUAUAGUAAGCAAAAUGUGUUCGACCCGAAGACAGGGAUGGAGCAACUCAAAAUCAUGCCCAUCUCGCAAGCACAAGCGCGUCAACGGGCCGGGCGUGCAGGGCGUAUUGGGCCCGGCAAGUGCUUUCGUAUGUACACGGAGAUUCAGUUUCGCCAGGAUAUGGACCCUGCCACCGUUCCUGAUAUUCAGCGUUCGAACUUGUUCCACGUAGUUCUGCAAUUGAAGGCAAUGGGAAUUAAUGACCUCUUCGCUCUGGACCUCAUGGAUCCACCUCCCCAAGAGACGCUGGUGACGGCGUUACAAAAGUUGCGCUACCUCGAGGCAUUGGAUGAGGAUGGGCUUCUGACGCCGCUGGGAGGUCGUAUGGCUCAUUUGCCCAUUGAUCCCUCGCACAGCAAGACACUUCUUACGGCUGUCGACUUGGGUUGCAGCGAGCCCGUGCUCACCAUAGUCUCUAUGCUCGCAGCUCAAAAGCGUGGCGUAUUUUACCGGCCGCGUGAUCAACACGAGGCGGCAGAUGCAGCAAAGCGGCAGUUUCACCAACCGGAGGGUGACCACAUUACACUGCUUGCUGUGUACGAUGCAUGGGUGGCCAACGGUCUGAGCGAAAACUGGUGUAAGCGGAACUUCUUAAAACACCGCAUGCUUAUGGAGGCUCGCGAUACCCGUGACCAACUUAGCGAAAUGUUGCGGAAGCGACAUACAAACAUUGAGCAUCAUAACGACUCCUCACUUACGGAGGUGCGACGGGCCAUUACCGCUGGGUACUUUUUCAAUGCUGCAAGACGUAUCACGGACGUGGCCUACGCCACGCUUGCGGAGCGGCGCGAGGUUUAUGUUCAUCCUUCGUCCUGUUUACGGGACACACCACCAAAAUAUCUCUUGUACAACGAGGUUCAAUUAACAAGCCGCGAGUACAUGCGUGAGAUACUGGCCAUCGAGCCACGUUGGCUUGUGGAACUCGCCCCAGCGUUUUACAGCAAACCGCGGAAGGGGAAAUUAACGAAAGAGCAACGUGCCGAACGCCUUAAUCCAAUUCUGCGCGCAUGGGAGAGCGGAAACUCGUGGAGAAUCUCUAAGCAGAGGCGUCGCAGGUGA